CAACUACAGUUUAGACACUCUCUGCACCAAAGAGCUGUUUCUCCACCAGCUUCUCAUCCACCCUGUGAGGUGAUUUUUCUCCUUUAUAAAGAUGAAGGUAGCCAAGAAAUUUGCAGUCUUUUAUUGUCUCUUUCGAGUUGCUCUGUGCAUCGAUUCCUUCAGCAUCACUCUGCCACAGAGUGUAGACGCUGUGGGAGGACUCUGCGUUUUCGUACCCUGCACUUUUACAAUUGAGGCCAGGUUUGAUACAGACCUCCAGGGAGAUCCUAAAGGAAUAUGGCGUAAAGAUGGCACUACGGAAGAUCAGACAGUCUUUGACUCCACAACACCUAAAGACAACAAGAUUAAAGGGAAUAUAACAGGAGAUCUCAGAAUGAAGGACUGCACCACCAUCUUCAACAGUGUCAAUAAGGCUGACAGUGGGAGAUAUUACUUCAGAAUAGAGUCAGGAGAACUGAAAUACACUUACAGAACUGCAUCUGUUUAUAUAAAUGUCAGUGACUCACUCAGUGUCCCCAAACCCACACUGAGUCUGUACAGAGAUCAGAUGGAGGUGCAGGAUCGGAGGGUGUUGGAGGGCAGCUCUGUGAGUUUAUUCUGCUCUGCUUUUCCUCUGUGUCCUACUGUACUGCCCACAUUAUCAUGGAGCCCCCUGCCCACUAACAUCAGGCAGGAGCAGAACCAAAACACCAGCUUCACCUCCUCUCAGCUGAACUUCAUCACUACUCACCUUCAUCAUGAACUCAGAUUCAACUGCACUGCCACCUACCAGCUGGAGAACAAUGACAUCAAAACAACCCAGAGCUCUCUUGUUUUACGAGUCCUGUACGGCCCUAAGAACACAUCAGUGUCAGUGUCUCCAUCUGGUCCAGUGAUGUUGGGCAGUUCAGUGAUUUUGAACUGCAGCAGUGAUGGAAACCCAGCAGUGAACUACACCUGGUACAGAGAGAAUGGAGAGCAGAUAGAGACCGGACCCUCUCUCACCAUCAACAAGACUGAAGAUACACACAGUGGUUUAUACUACUGUAGAGCUCAGAACCAACAUGGAGCUCAAAACUCAUCUGUACAGCUGGACAUUCAGUAUGCUGCCAGGAACACGUCAGUGUCAGCUUCUCCUUCUGGUCCAGUGAUGUUGGGCAGUUCAGUGACUUUAAACUGCAGCAGUGAUGGAAACCCAGCAGUGAACUACACCUGGUACAGAGAGAAUGGAGAGCAGAUAGAGACCGGACCCUCUCUCACCAUCAACAAGACUGAUGAUACACACAGUGGUUUAUACUACUGUAGAGCUCAGAACCAACAUGGAGCUCAAAACUCAUCUGUGCAGCUGGACAUUCAGUAUGCUCCUCAGAUCUCUCUCUCCUUCCACUGUAACAGCAGCAGUAAAGGUGGGAUCAUGUGUGUCUGUGAGGUUCAUGGACGUCCUGUUCCUAAACUGGAGUGGCGUCUGUCUGGACAACCUGUCCCACCCCCUGAGAACUCAUCUGUCAGGGAGGAGUCUGUGGGCCACACGGGCCUGAGGAGUUUCAUCUACAUCCAUCAAUCACUUGCAGACACGCCCACCCUGCAGUGUAUCAGCGCCAACAGUCUGGGCAGCACUUCUCAGCUGUUCUACGCUGUGGCUACUCAUCACUGCUCACCUGCAGGUUAG
This is a messenger RNA of Colossoma macropomum (tambaqui), 1648 nucleotides long. Its product is annotated as B-cell receptor CD22-like. The transcript has 7 exons. Bases 92 to 1648 code for a protein of 518 amino acids. Lineage: Eukaryota; Metazoa; Chordata; Actinopteri; Characiformes; Serrasalmidae. The record is from RefSeq and is a predicted model, not a curated record.